UCGCAGCAGAAUGAAACCGAAACCAUUGCCGCUCAUCGAUCCAGUCUAAAACCCUAACCACGCUCUUCUUCAACCCUAAACAACGGCUCGAUCAAGCACUUCCCGGAAUCAUCAUCAUCAUCUUCAUUCGCGAUACAUACAUAUUCAUGCUGUAUAAUAUCUUCAUCCGCAUUCGAUGCAGAGCCAUGAAUGCCCAUCUGUACAGUGAAAAUGGUUUCCGCCUUUGAAUCUAUAUGUUUCUUCGCCCAAAGGAUGCUAAUUUUCCUUCGCAGCCUCUACGGAACCGGACGGAGAGCUUUUUAUUCAAGUGUGUUGUUGUCAAGUACUCGGAGCCAUAAUAAUUGCGUCUAUAGUUGUUCCUUGAAUGUCUCGCAAUUGGCUUCUCCGAUUCCGUACGCUUUCUUGAGCUGGAUUACUGGAUUUCUUUGUUUCUCUCCAUAUCCAUUUUCCUCCAAAGCAAGUUUAGGCGAUUUCAGUGUAGUUUUUGACAGGCAAUUGAUUUGUGAGAUUGUUAGAGAAGAGAAGUGGGAUGAUUUUAGGAUCAUUAGCUUGUUCAAUUCGGCUUUGGCUCCAAUAUGGGUUUCGAAAAUUUUGGCGGACUUGCAGGGAAACCCGUCCUUAGCGUUGAAGUUCUUCAGAUGGGCUGAAAGGCAAACUGCGUUUCGCCACACCACCGAGUCCUAUUGUAUACUUGCUCACAUACUGUUUUGUUCAAGAAUGUAUGUUGAUGCUCAUAAUAUACUUAAAGAGUUAGUUACUUCAAAUCAAGUGUUGCUGGGUUGUGAUAUAUUUGAAGUCUUGUGGUCAACAAGGAACGUUUGUGUUCCAGGUUAUGGAGUAUUCGAUGCAUUUUUUAGCGUCUUGGUUGAGCUAGGAAUGCUAGAUGAAGCGAAUGAGUGUUUUUUGAGGAUGAAGAGAUUUAGAGUUUUUCCUAAAGUGCGAUCUUGCAAUUACCUUUUGCAGAGUCUAUCAAGGAGGGGUAAAACUGAACUAUCCAGGAAGUUCUUUAAGGAUAUGCUUGCAGCUGGAGUUGUGGCAUCUGUUUUUACCUACAAUAUAAUGAUAGAUUGUAUGUGUAAAGAAGGAGAUGUGAAAGCUGCAAGAAGCUUGUUUGAGCAGAUGAAGCAACUGGGUAUGGCACCAGACAUUGUUACUUAUAAUUCUCUUAUUGACGGUCAUGGAAAAUGUGGACAAUUAGAUGCCUCUGUUAGUAUAUUUGAAGAAAUGAAGGCUGCGGGUUGUGUCCCCGAUGUUGUAACAUAUAAUUCUUUGAUCAAUUGUUUUUGUAAAUAUGAAAGAAUGCCAGCGGCAUUUAAGUUUCUCCAUAAGAUGAAGGAAAGUGGUUUGAAACCAAAUGUUGUGACUUACAGCACAUUCAUUGAUGCUUUUUGCAAGGAUGGGAUGAUGCAACAGGCCAUCAAGUUCUUUAUGGACAUGAGGCGGGUUGGUCUUAUCCCAAAUGAAUUCACAUAUACUUCUCUCAUAGAUGCAAAUUGUAAAGCGGCAAAUUUUAGUGAUGCUUUAAAGUUGGUCAAGGAGAUGUUAAAUGCAGGAGUUCAGUUGAACAUUGUUACAUACACAGCACUAUUGGAUGGUCUAUGCAAAGAAGGGAGGAUCAAUGAAGCUGGAGAAGUUUUUAGAGAAAUGCUGAAAGCUGAGGUAGCUCCAAACCUGCAAAUAUACACUGCCCUGGCUCAUGGUUAUCUUAAGGCAAAAAAGACAGAUGAGGCCAUUGAUAUUUUGAAAGAAAUGAAAGAAAAGAAUAUUCAACCAGAUUUACUGACAUAUGGGACUAUCAUUUGGGGUCUUUGCAACCAAGGAAAGGUUGAUGAAGCUAAGGUUUUGUUUUCUGAAAUGAAAGCGUGUGGUAUGGAAGCAAACCAAUAUAUUUACACAACCCUUAUGAAUGCUUAUUUUAAGGAAGGGAAAGCCGCACAGGCACUGAAUAUGCUACAGGAAAUGCAGGAUUUGAAUAUUGCCCCUACAGUGGUUACAUAUUGUGUACUGAUCGAUGGAUUGUGUAAAUUGGGAUUGGUUCAGGAGGCCAUGAAUUAUUUCCACAGGAUGCCAGACAAUGACUUGCAACCAAAUCUUCUUGUUUACACAGCCCUAAUUUAUGGUCUUUGUAAAAGUAAUUCCAUGGAAACUGCCAGAAAUCUGUUCGAUGAAAUGCUGAGCAAGGGUAUGCUUCCAGAUAGAACUCUGUAUACAUCAUUGAUUGAUGGGAACUUAAAGCAUGGGAAUAUUCAAGAAGCCUUGGAUUUGCAAAAGAGAAUGAUUGAAAGUGGUUUGGCGCUUGAUCUUCUUGCCUACACCUCUUUGAUUUCGGGGCUUUCAAAAUGGGACCUAAUGCAACAGGCAAGGAACUUGUUCAAUGAAAUGAUUGAGAAAGGGGUGCUUCCAGAUAAUGUUGUUUAUGGUUGUCUGUGGAGGAAGUAUUAUGAGCUAGGCAAGAUGGAUGAAGCUCUUGAAUUGCAAAACGAAAUGUUGAAAAAGGGUCUUAUUACUGACAUGAGUGAUUAUCGAAUUCCUGAUGUUCAAACUUGAGAGGUGCUAAGUUUAUAUCCAUCCCUGGUGGUGAUUCUUAUGCCUUGGCACAAUCAAGGCAAUGGCUUGUGCGUUUUUAAUUGAGAGGAACAAGAUCCACAGAAACACAGAGGCUGUGAAAUAUUCCAGAUUAAUGGGAAUGACUUGCUAUAACCUUUGGUUGAUUCUGUUUUUGCUAAUGGGAGACCCUUAUGGCUUUUGGGGUGUGCAUGGUCACUGUUGGCUCACAGCAUAUUGCUGAGAAGUUGACAAUCAGAGUUGCUGUCAGGAGGGAGUUAGAUUCCUGUUUUUUUGGUUCAAAUAUGUCAAAUGAUUUUACUAGCCGCCAGGAUCUCAGGUUGGAGUUGUGCUAUCUUGGGCAUGAUAUUUCAUGGCUUAAUGAAGUGAAAGUUAACUGCUGUUUGGGAAACAGACCUUUCAAGGAUAUAUUGCCAGGACUUCCUAUUUGGGGCCGGCACGUGUCAUGAGAUAAGAAACCUUUCAUGUUUCCUGAUAAUUGCUACUACUCUUUUAAGGAAUCGCUUUGUGUGAUUUUAUCUGUGUCAUGAAGUAAUCCAGCAAGUUGUUUCCACGAGCUCGAUAAUCAGCCAGGUGUACCUUCUGCUAACACAUCACAUAUGGGAUCUUUUCUGGAGGAGUAUGGAAGCAGGCUCAUGGUUGUGGAUUUUUAUGCACAAAUACUGUCCUGAAGUGAAGGUAGCAGCAUAUUCUCGUUUCCCGUGUCUGACCUUUAAGAAGUUUCUUUUUAGUUGUUUGCAUUGUAAAUGCAUAUAGUGAGACAGUUUUUGUUGCUGUAUUUGCUCAAGAAAAGUAAUCCUGCUACUUGUAAAGGCAAUUAAACCAACUCUUUUGAUGUAUAUAUAAUCUGAGAUGUUCAAUCUAAUCCCUCCUAGAUGCUGGGGGUGGUGGCUCCAAGCAGGCUUCAGUGACCAGAAAUCUCUAUUUAGUAUUUACCAC
Molecule: messenger RNA, 3504 nt
Organism: Diospyros lotus (date-plum)
Lineage: Eukaryota; Viridiplantae; Streptophyta; Magnoliopsida; Ericales; Ebenaceae
Product: putative pentatricopeptide repeat-containing protein At2g02150
Exons: 3
Coding region: 190-2547 (785 amino acids)
Molecular function (GO): protein binding
Source: RefSeq, a predicted model, not a curated record